This is a messenger RNA of Uloborus diversus, 2071 nucleotides long. It is a transcript of the gene Pgi, whose product is annotated as glucose-6-phosphate isomerase-like. The transcript has 17 exons. Gene Ontology annotation, biological process: glycolytic process; glucose 6-phosphate metabolic process; gluconeogenesis. The record is from RefSeq and is a predicted model, not a curated record. Gene Ontology annotation, cellular component: cytosol. Bases 114 to 1793 code for a protein of 559 amino acids. Lineage: Eukaryota; Metazoa; Arthropoda; Arachnida; Araneae; Uloboridae. Gene Ontology annotation, molecular function: carbohydrate derivative binding; monosaccharide binding; glucose-6-phosphate isomerase activity.
GUUAAAUGACAUGCACGAGGGGCAUUUGAAGGACUUCAAAACUUAAAACAUUUGUGAAAGUGAAACAAAUAAAAUUUUCUAUAACUUAUAACUUUUAAUUUCAAUUUACAGUCAUGGUUGAUGCCCAAGAAUGCAUUCUCAGCGAGGCUGAGUCCUUCAAAAAACUUAAAAGUUAUUAUGACAACAAUAAGAGUAAGCUAAUUUUAAAAAAUCUUUUUGCUUCAGAUCCUGAAAGAUUCAAUAAAUUCAGUCUCUUGUUACAAACACCUGCUAGUGGACAAAUUCUGGUUGACUAUUCGAAGAAUUUAAUUGAUGGAGAAACAUUUAAACUACUUCUUGAACUGGCAAAGCAAAGGAAAGUGGAAAAAGCAAGAGAUGCAAUGUUUGAUGGCGAAAAAAUAAACUUCACUGAAGACCGUGCCGUUCUUCAUAUUGCCUUGCGGAACAGAAGUAAUCGUGCAAUUUUAGUUGAUGGCAAGGAUGUUAUGCCUGAUGUGAAUGCUGUUCUUAAACAUAUGAAAGAAUUUACUGAAAGUGUCAGAAAAGGAGAAUGGAAAGGAUAUAGUGGAAAAGAAAUUACUGAUGUAGUUAAUAUUGGCAUUGGUGGAUCUGAUUUAGGCCCUUUGAUGGUUACUGAGGCAUUAAAAGCCUAUCAUAAAGCAGGACCGAAUGUGCAUUUUGUGUCGAAUAUUGAUGGAACUCAUCUUGCUGAGACGUUAAAGAAAUUGAAUCCUGAAACAUCAUUGUUUAUCAUUGCUUCCAAGACAUUUACUACCCAAGAAACAAUUACAAAUGCUGAAUCUGCCAAAGCGUGGUUUUUAGAGUCUGCCAAAGACGCUUCUGCUGUUGCCAAACACUUUGUUGCACUUUCUACAAAUGCGGCUAAAGUAAAGGAAUUUGGUAUUGACGAAAAGAAUAUGUUUGGUUUUUGGGAUUGGGUUGGAGGUCGUUAUUCAUUGUGGUCAGCAAUUGGUCUGUCUAUUGCUCUUUAUUUAGGAAUGGAAAACUUUGAAGAACUUCUUUCAGGAGCUCACUUCAUGGAUCAGCAUUUUCUCACGACCCCUUUGGAAAAAAAUGUACCUGUUAUUUUGGCUCUCCUUGGUGUGUGGUAUCAUAAUUUUUAUGGUGCUGAGAGUCAUGCAUUGUUGCCUUAUGAUCAAUACAUGCAUAGAUUUGCUGCUUACUUUCAACAAGGAGACAUGGAAUCUAAUGGAAAAUAUGUAACGAGGAGUGGCCAAGUUGUCAGUUAUACAACUGGACCAAUAGUAUGGGGUGAACCUGGAACAAAUGGACAGCAUGCUUUUUAUCAACUUAUUCAUCAAGGAACAAGACUCAUACCAUGUGAUUUCAUUGCUCCUGCUAAAACUCAAAACCCUAUUAACAAUGGAUUACAUCAUGAGAUUUUGUUAGCUAAUUUCUUGGCUCAGCCUGAAGCUUUGAUGCGAGGAAAAACUAGCAGUGAAGCAGAGGAAGAACUAAAGAAAGCUGGUCUUAGCGGUGAAACAUUACAAAAAAUUUUACCUCACAAAGUUUUUCCUGGGAAUAAGCCUACUAAUUCCAUUCUUAUUGAUAAACUUUCACCAUUUAAUUUGGGCGCAUUGAUUGCAAUGUACGAGCACAAGAUCUUCACUCAAGGCAUUAUUUGGGACAUCAACUCAUUUGACCAAUGGGGUGUUGAACUUGGUAAACAACUUGCAAAACUUAUUCAGCCAGAAUUGAAGGGUAAAGAUCCUGUAUCAUCUCAUGAUAGCUCAACUAAUAAUCUCAUCAACUUCAUUAAAAAAUUCAACUGAAUUUGAUUAUUUCAUUGUGAUGAUGCUAUAAAUUAUUUUUUCUUCAAGUAUCCAUGUUAAUAGUCUUAAAAACAAAUCUCAUGUGGCAUGUUUAGAAGUUUUAUGUCAUUUUAUUUUUAAAAAAUAUUUUUGACUUAUUUUGAAAAAGUAAUAUAUGACUGUUAAUUCAUACAUAAUUGGUUGUGCAAUAUUUACUCAUAAUUUUGGACUAUAUUUAUUUAUAUAUGUAUCAUGAAAUUAAGAGAUUGUUUGGAAAACUUUUCUAUAAUAAAAGUGUU